UGUUUUGACGUAUUUACUGACAAUACCAUUAUAAACAAUAUCACUGUUAUAUACAGUAGCUAGCUAUAACUCUCCCACGAGUAAAAAACAUGUUUUUUUAUGUUCAGUUAUUUUAGUGCAUUUACCAGAUAUAAUAGUUAAAAUCCUGAAAGAUAGGUUGAGUCAUUGUUUAAAAUCUUGUCAGAAAAGCAGUGAGACCAAACCCAUGAAUGUGAAUAUGAUUGGUUCAACCCUCUGACAAAUCAGCAACUAUCAGGAAUUGGAUAAAGGUGAUAGAAGUGGAAGUAGAGUAAUGGUGUCGGUUUUAAUGCUCUCAGCAUUGUUUUUCAGCUCUGUUUGAUCUGACAGUGGUCAACUGUCAACAUUUGUAUACAAACUUUUAAAAAAAGGAUUUCAAUCAGAAUUUCAAUCAGAAAUUCAAGGGAAUUAAAUCUAAAGGAUAUUUCUCAGUUAGUUCAUGUAAUCGUAACUGUGUGUUUUUUAAAAGCGCUAAACUCACAAGGCUCUUCUAAAGUCAUCUCCAUGCAUAUGAUGGAAAGCUACAUCAUAUCAUCUGCAUCCGAAGAAAUAAUCUCAUAUGAACCCGAGAAUUAUAGAUCACCAGUAGAGAUAUACUCGUAUCUCACCAAUGUUGGAGAACUUCACGACGAAAACGGUUGGGACUACCACUCUGACAGAGGCAUGCACCAGAGUGACUUGUUGGAAACUUCCUCACAAGAGAGUCACCUGACAGAGCUCCAGAGUGUCCAUUCCCAACAACUCCUCCACCCCUAUCGCUACCCCGAUACCGACACCCUCCAUCUGCCACUAGUAGACCCUGGACUGGGACCCCUAACCCUAACCUCACAGAUGCCUUAUUGCAGCCGUACAGUGUAUUACCAUCAGCAGGCUCCCGUGUCCCCUAGCCGCUACUGCUCAGAGGAAGAGGGACCUGGGGGCCACAGCCCCACCCUGGAGGUGUCUGAGGGAGAGGAGGACUACGGAGACCAUAUCCCCUCUGGGGGAGACUCCAGUAGCAAGAGGAAGAUCCGGCUGUACCAGUUCCUCCUGGAUCUGCUGAAGAAAGGAGACAUGAAAGAUAGCGUGUGGUGGGUGGAAAGAGAGAAAGGUAUCUUCCAGUUCUCUUCUAAACACAAGGAGACUCUGGCCAAUCGAUGGGGCAUGCAAAAAGGAAACAGGAAGAAGAUGACCUACCAGAAGAUGGCCAGGGCCCUGCGGAACUACGGCAAGACGGGAGAAAUCAAAAAAGUCAAGAAGAAACUGACCUACCAGUUCAGUUCAGAGGUACUGAGGAAAGUCUCAACUACAGAGAGGAGGCACUUCCCUCACUAAGGAUACCAGAGAUUGUUUAUGUAAUGCCUCUUUAUACAGGCUUUGGGUUUAGGUCUACCCUCACUGAUAUGCAUUGCAAAUAGGACAAUCAAAUCAAAAAUCUAAUUUGAUUGGUCACAUAAACAUGUUUAACAGAUGUUAUUGCGGGUGUAGCUAAAUGCUUGUGUUCUUAGCUCCAACAGUGCAGUAGUAUCUAACGAUACACAAAAAUACACACAAACCUAAAAGUUAUAAUGACUUUUCCCUGUUCACCCACGACUGCGUGGGCAAACACGACUCCAACACCAUCAUUAAGUUUUCUGACGACACAACAGUGACAACGAUGAGACGGCCUAUAGGGAGGAGGUC
Messenger RNA from Oncorhynchus mykiss (rainbow trout), 1680 nucleotides. Lineage: Eukaryota; Metazoa; Chordata; Actinopteri; Salmoniformes; Salmonidae. The record is from RefSeq and is a predicted model, not a curated record.